GAGUCAGUGACAGAGCCACAGAUGGGACCCAGGAGUCCUGAAUCCAGUGCUCUGUUUGUUCUUGCUGCUAGAGCACACCUCCUUCCAGAACUGGGAGCAGAACCCAGGAGAUCGGGUGCCCCUCCCCCAGCUCUAACCACCAGACCCCACCACCAGGAACAGAAUCCAGGAGUCCUGACACCCAGCCCCUCCCACCACUCUCAUCCACUAGGCCCUGCUCCCUUCCCACAGCCAGGAAUAGAACCCAGGAGUCCUGGUGCCCCCAGCAGCAGCCAAGCUCUGUGCCCAGGGCCAGCCCUGGCUGCCUGUCACAUGGCCGGGGAGGUGUCACUACAGCUGCUGACGUGGGCCUGUGCUGUCCCAGGACCCUCCUCCUUUGGCAGCCGCUGCUGAGAAGCUGCCAGCAAAGUUGCAGGAGGUACCGCAGUGAGGGGAGCGACUGGACAGUGAGCGGCCAGAAGUGGCAGCCCUAGGACGAGGCCCCAGGCUUCCCAAUGCCCACGAGGGGGGCACGCGAUUGGUAAGAGGGAGAAGGAGGAAAAUCCAGGUCCUGCAGGCCACCCCAUGGCAGCGCCCCGGCGGUGAUGACGGUGCUGGGCCCCGGCUGGGCUGGGCUGGCGGCGCACACAGAGCGGCCAGCCGCUCUCCCCCUCGCUGAGAUGCUGUCAGGGCGGUGGCGGCUGGAAGGCCGGUCCUGGCGCCGGGCCGGCCCCUCGCCAGGCUCCUCGGCCGUGGCGCUGCGAGCCCUCUACGACUACCAGUACGAGGCGGAGGACGGGCGCCAGGUGGCCAUCGCGGAGGGCGAGCGCUUCCUGCUGCUGCGCAAGUCCAACGAGGACUGGUGGCAGGUGCGGCGGCUCAGCGAUCCCCGGAGGGCACGGCCCAUCUUCGUGCCGGCCACCUACGUGGCAGAGGUGGCCCCACAUGUGCAGGGUGGCCCAUGGCUGAGCGCCACGCUGCUCGCAGCCACUGGCACCGGGCAGCACCUGUCCCCGGGCCUGCAGCCGCGGUACCGAUCCCUCCAGGACCUGUCCAGCCCCCCAGCCCGGCCUGCCGAGCCCGGCCACCACUCCUGCCACAGCCUGAGCCUGCCAGCCUGGGACCCCGGCCCCCAGCUCGGCCCGGCCCACCCCGUCAGCAGGAGCGUCAGCGCCGCCGGCCUGGCCCAGAGCCCCGGCAGGGACGCGCUGGCCCCCAGAUGCCAGCAGGAGCGGUGCCCGGAGCCGGUGGGGCAGGGGGUCAGCCCCCCUGGAGUUCCACCCCCUGGAGCCACCAUGGAGGAGCCCCCCAUUUACUGCAACCUGGAGGAGAUCAAGCGGGUGAGGGGGGAGCCCCCCAACCCCAGCGGCCCCCCGCUGCAGGUGCUGGACACCUGGGAGCGCCACCUUGACCCCAGCACCGGCCGCAGCUACUUCUACAACCCGGAGACAGGCGACAAGUCUUGGAAACCUCCGAGGCGCCACCGGGAGAUGAGUUUGCUCCCCGUGGAGGCCCUGAGCCCCGAGUCCCCGGCCGCCGCUGACCCGGGGGAGACGCUGGCGCAGGGCGGGGGCAGUGUUCGGGCCGCCCGGCUCGGCUACACCAAAUCCAUGAUCUUGCCAGAGUCCCGCGUGCCCAAGGUGUCUCACCGCAGGAAUCGCUCCCAGCACAACUUUGAGGAUUGGGUGGGGACCGGUCCCCCCUCCACCUGCCCUGGGGGCUCCCCCCCUCACCCCUCCGACUUACCCCAUGAAGUGGAGAAGGCCGGGCAGCUGAACAAAACCAAGAUUGCAGAGGGUGGCCGGAAACUCAGGAAGAGCUGGGGUGUCUCCUGGGUGGUGCUGGCUGGGAACAGCCUCGUCUUCUACAAGGAUCUCAAGGGCCCGGCCCCGGCCAGCUGGAGACCCGCCAGCAGCAGGCCUGAGAGCAGCGUGGACCUGCGGGGCGCCGUGCUGGAGCGGGCGCGAGACUUGUCCAGCAAGAAGAACGUCAUUCAUCUCCGCACAGUGACUGGCAACGAGUUCCUGCUGCAGUCGGACAGCGAGGCCGAGAUCCAGGACUGGCACCAGACUAUCAAGGGCGUCAUCCGUAGGCUGGACCGGGAGAACCCCCUGGACGAGCCGGGCUACGUGCUGCGCCGGGCGGGCAGCUCCGAGCUGGGGGAUCUGAGCGGGGACGAGGAGGACGAGGGGCUGAGGCCGAAGGACAGCUGGAAAUCCUCCGGCUCCCUCCGCAGCCCGGACAGCAGCGAGAGGAAGCGAGUCAAGAGCAAACUCAGGCGCUUCAUCGUCAAGCGGCCCCCGCUGCAGAGCCUGCAGGAGAAGGGGCUCAUCCGAGACCAGGUCUUCGGCUGCCGGCUGGACGCCCUGUGCCAGCGGGAGAACGACACGGUGCCCCGCUUCGUUCGGCUCUGCGUGGAGGCCGUGGAGAAGAGAGGCCUGGACGUGGACGGGAUCUACCGGGUGAGCGGGAACCUGGCCGUGAUCCAGAAGCUGCGCUUUGCCGUCGACCGGGAGCGGGCAGUGACCUCGGACGGGCGCUACGUCUUCCCGGAGCAGCCGUGCCAAGAGGAGCGGCUGAGCCUGGCUGACCCCGAGUGGGACGACGUCCACGUUGUGACCGGCGCCCUCAAGCUCUUCUUCCGCGAGCUGCCCGAGCCCCUGGUGCCCUUCGCCCUCUUCGACGCCUUCGUGGCCGCCGUCAAGCUCCCGGCCUACGGCGAGCGGGUGCAGCGCCUGGCCGAGCUGGUCCAGAGCCUGCCCCCGCCCAACUACGCCACCCUGCGCUACAUCCUGCGCCACCUCCGCAAGGUGAUGGAGUACGCCGACGCUAACCGCAUGACCCGGCAGAACAUCGGCAUCGUCUUCGGCCCCACGCUGCUGCGGCCCGAGAAGGAGCUGGCCAGCAUGGCCGUGGACAUGGUCCACCAGAACCAGGCCGUGGAGCUGCUGCUCGCCGAGUUCCAGCGCAUCUUCCCGGCCCCCGGCCCCAGCUGAGCCCCCCAGCCCUGCCCCGGACCAGGGCCAGCGCCGCCGCCUGGAACACGCCGGCCCCGGCGCCAGCUGAGCCCCCCACCCCAGACCAGGGCCAGCGCCGCCGCCUGGAACACGCCGGCCCCGGCGCCAGCUGAGCCCCCCACCCCGGACCAGGGCCAGCGCCGCCACCUGGAACACGCCGGCCUCGGCGCCAGCCAAGGACAAUGGCCCUGGGGCCCCGGCCUGCCCCCGGGCUUCGGACAAUGGAGCCCCUCCCUUGGGCCAUACGCCGGGUGGGCGCCGGUGCCCCAUUCCCCGCCCCCCGAGCCAGCCUGUGCCCGGCGCCCUCUGCCCUGCCGGGUCUGUCGUGCCCAGGGCACCGUCUGUCUGGACUCUCGAGCCCGGAGCCGGGCAGUAAA
Mauremys mutica (yellowpond turtle) is the source of this 3373-nucleotide messenger RNA. It is a transcript of the gene ARHGAP9, whose product is annotated as Rho GTPase activating protein 9. The transcript is spliced from 20 exons. The record is from RefSeq and is a predicted model, not a curated record. Gene Ontology annotation, molecular function: protein binding; phospholipid binding. Gene Ontology annotation, cellular component: cytoplasm. NCBI's taxonomy places the organism in Eukaryota, Metazoa, Chordata, Testudines, Geoemydidae. Bases 585 to 2975 code for a protein of 796 amino acids. Gene Ontology annotation, biological process: signal transduction; regulation of GTPase activity.